AUGGCCUCAGCAUUCUCGAUGGUCCGGUCAAUAUUCGCUGCGAUGGCCUGCGCCCUCACCUGCGACACAGCCGAAUCAUACACGGGUCAUCUCUCCAUACGCGUCCUUGCUGAACGGGAACACCCGAGCGUGGCCGAACCUGGGCGGGGUGGGUGGAGCCUCGAUCGAGAAGACGGGCGGCGGCAGGGGCAAGGGCAUGGCGGCCGCCGUGGCGGGCUCCGGCUCAGGGAACUGAGGGGCCUGGCCUAUGACGCGGAGGACGUGGUCAGCGACCGCGAGUACGAGGCCGUGCGCCGCAGAGCAGAGGCCCUCGACGCAGUGGGGCGGGCAGGCAGCGACGGCGGCCACCGCCUCAAGCGCGUCCGACGGGAGGUAAUUGAUGACUACUUCAGUGAUAUUGAUAUGGUGCCUGCUAAACAUGAUUUAGCUCCUGCUGUACGUGAUUUAGCUGCAAGAGCAAGGAAAAUUAGAGUGAGACUCGAUGAGAUAAUCAAAGAGCAUGAAGAUCUUUGCAUGACUGAUAAUGAUGAAGAACAACAGAUUGAUCUUGCUACACAAAGGUCGCAACGUUAUACUAGUUCUAUUGUACAUGAGCCAAGUAUACAUGGAAGAGAGGUAGAUAAAAAUAAUAUUAUCAAAAUGCUGUUGUCAGAAGUGAGGCCUAUGUCUGUUCUAGCCAUUGUUGGCAUGGGAGGACUUGGUAAGACAACACUAGCUCAACUGGUGUUUAAUGAUCAAAGGAAGCAGAAGUGUGGAGCAUUGGAGUUGAAUGAUCUUCAGGAAGCUUUGAUAGAGCAAAUAGAGAGAAAGAAACUUCUAAUCGUAUUAGAUGACGUAUGGAAUGAGUACAGAGCCCCUUGGGAUUCUCUUUGUGCCCCAAUGAUGACUACAGAAUUCUGUAGGAUUAUUGUUACUACUCGCAGCAAGACUGUUGCAAGCCUUGUACAAACAAUGCCUUCUUACUCCUUGAAUUGCUUGACUUCUGCUGCUAGUUGGUCCUUAUUUGAACAAAUCACAUUCGAAGGUCAAGAUCCUGCUGCUUAUGCAAAUUUCAUACAGAUCGGUGAGGAGAUUGUGAAGAAGUGCAAAGGUUUGCCACUUGCAAUCAAGACCCUGGAAAGCAUGUUGCGUUAUGAAACUGACGAGGAGAGAUGGAAUUAUGUCUUGGAGAGUGAUCUGUGGGACUUGGAUCCACAACAGAAUGACAUUGUCCCAGCACUGGAACUGAGCUACAGACACAUGCCAGUUUACCUGAAAAAGUGUUUUAUGGCCCUAUCAUUGUUUCCUAAAGAUUAUCAUUUUUCCCAAGAUAAGUUAAUUUUCCUAUGGAAGUCACUAGGUCUUCUUCAUACUGAUGAUGUAUGGGAUAAGGACAGAACCGGAAAGUUAUAUCUUUCUGAUUUACUUAAACGGUCUAUUAUUCAAUGUAAUGAACAUGCAUACACCAUGCAUGAUCUUAUCCAUGAGCUUGCAUGCUGUGUAGCAGGUGAAGAGUUUCUUAGACUUGAGAAUGAUAUACCAGCCCAAAUAUCAAAGGAUGUUCGGAAUAUAUCCAUAUUCUUACCAUGGACAUGUGUGACUUCAAAAUUAGAACAUUUUCAUGGGUCUAGUGCUCUAAGGGCUGUCAUACUGAGUUCAAUGGAGGGGCUUGGUGGUCCAAUUGAAAUAUCUGAUGAGCUAUUUGUUUACUCCAAGCAGUUACGUACUAUUGUUUUGGAUGGGGUUUCACUUGCAAGACCAUCAUUACAUGAUUCAGUGGGCAACUUGAAGCAUCUACAUCAUCUGGUUCUUCGAGACAUAGGAGGAUUGAAGCUUCCUAUCUCCAUAUGCCAGCUCUUUAACCUGCAGACCUUAGAUGUGACAACUUCUGGUAACUUUAAACCAGCAUGCAUUCCAAAUGGAAUUGGACGCCUAAUUAAUCUGCACACGCUGCCUGUUAUCACUGUUAAAAGAGGCGCUUGGCAUUGUAAUAUGAGGGACCUGAAGGACUUGCAAAAUCUUAGUGGGAAGCUAUGCUUAAAAGGAUUAGAUAAUGUGACCAUUGUUGAUGAGGCAGAAGAAGCAAAUUUGUGCAGUAAACAACAUAUCCGAGCUUUAAAUUUUAUAUUUCCUGAUGGAGAUUGGCAAUACUGCAAACAUGGCCAGGAGCCUGCACCAACUACAGCUUCUCAUGAGGAAAUUCUAGAGAACUUGCAACCACAUAGUAACCUCACUGAACUUUCUAUAGAAGUUUGCAGAUCAUGUAGAUAUCCUAGUUGGUUAGGUGACACUUCCUUUUCAAAGGUAACAGUGAUAAGAUUGGAAUAUUGUCAAUUUGAAUGCAUGCCACCACUUGGUCAGUUGUUGGCCUUGCAGUAUCUUACAAUUGCUGAGAUGUCGAGAAUAAAAAGCAUUGGACCAGAGUUUUGCAGACUCAAUCCAAAGACAACAGGAUUUAAAUCACUGGUGACCCUGGAAUUUGACAGUAUGCCUAGAUGGUUACAGUGGUCCGGAGUGGGUGAUGGUUCAUUUACCUGCUUACGCACUCUUAGCAUUCAGCAUGCCUCUGAACUGAGAUCCCUGCCAUGUGCACUUUCUUUAUCCUUGGCCCAAUUGAAACUGCGGGAUUGCAAAAAUCUGGUCAGAAUUCCUCAUCUCCCUUUGCUCUUUAAACUGGAUUUACGUCAGUGUGAUAGUUUAACUGAACUCCCUGCGUUCCCGAUGCUUCAAAGACUGGACAUAGGUCAGUGUUCCAGCAUGGCUCGACUUCCUGACCUCCCACUACUUAAGGUUCUGAUUCUACAAGAUUGUCCAAACCUGACUACUGUUGUUCACCUCCCAUCACUUACUAGCAUCCAUGUCAAAGGAGGAUUCAGAAAUGAGCUGUUGUACCAUUUCACAAACUGCCACCCAUCUUUGGAGAAUAUAUUGAUUGUUUCCGAUUCCAUUGAGCGCCUUUCCGUGGAGCCCCAAAAUCUUCCAUCGCUAGUAUCAUUAAAGUUGAGCUGUCCUAAUCUACAAUUCUGUGAUGGACUUGCUGGACUCACAUAUCUAAAGGAACUUAAGGUAUAUGGUUGUCCAAAGCUCAGUGUUCCUAAUCUGCAUCCGAGCCAACUCUGA
Molecule: messenger RNA, 3099 nt
Organism: Miscanthus lutarioriparius
Lineage: Eukaryota; Viridiplantae; Streptophyta; Magnoliopsida; Poales; Poaceae
Source: the annotation of a GenBank genome assembly